CCUUCCCUUCUUCUCUAGCAUUCAUAACUCAACAACUAUAACCAUGGCUUUCUCCUCUUCCAAGGCACUUGUCCUUGCAUGCUCCUUCUUCCUAUUUGCUUCUUUGGCUUUUGGACGCGAUUUCUCCAUUGUUGGCUAUUCAUCGGAGGACUUAAAGUCCAUGGAUAAGCUCAUUGAGCUCUUUGAAUCUUGGAUGUCAAAACACUGCAAGAUUUAUGAGAGCAUUGAGGAGAAGCUUCUUAGGUUCGAGAUUUUCAAAGACAACUUAAAGCACAUUGAUGAGACAAAUAAGGUGGUCAGCAACUACUGGCUUGGUUUGAAUGAGUUUGCUGAUUUGAGCCACCAAGAGUUUAAGAAAAAGUAUUUGGGACUUAAGAUUGAUUACUCUACAAGGAGAGAGUCUCCAGAGGAAUUCUCUUAUAAAGAUGUUGAAUUGCCAAAGUCAGUGGAUUGGAGAAAGAAAGGUGCUGUUACCCCAGUCAAGAACCAAGGUUCAUGUGGUAGCUGCUGGGCGUUUUCCACUGUUGCAGCGGUUGAAGGAAUAAACCAGAUUGUGACUGGAAAUUUGACAUCAUUGUCUGAGCAAGACUUGAUUGACUGUGACAAAACUUACAACAAUGGUUGCAAUGGUGGUCUCAUGGACUAUGCAUUCUCCUUUAUUGUAGAAAACGGUGGACUCCAUAAAGAGGAAGAUUAUCCUUACAUUAUGGAAGAAGGUACUUGCGAGAUGACAAAGGAAGAAACCGAAGUUGUGACUAUUAGUGGCUACCAUGACGUGCCACAAAACAAUGAACAGAGCUUAUUGAAAGCACUUGCAAACCAACCCCUCAGUGUUGCCAUAGAGGCUUCAGGCAGAGAUUUUCAAUUUUAUAGUGGGGGUGUUUUUGAUGGACAUUGUGGAAGUGAGCUAGAUCACGGUGUGGCAGCUGUUGGAUACGGAAGUUCAAAAGGAGUGGAUUAUAUCAUAGUGAAAAAUUCAUGGGGAUCUAAAUGGGGAGAGAAAGGAUACAUAAGAAUGAAGAGGAACAUUGGAAAGCCAGAGGGUAUUUGCGGAAUCCUCAAGAUGGCUUCUUAUCCCACUAAGAAGAAAUAAGAUUCAUUCCCUCUAUUGCUUACUCCAUUGUUGUUUCUCAUUUUCUUUCCUUCUACUAAUUAAUUCUUCAAUGUCUGCCUAUUUCAACCUUUCCUGGAAACAAUGUAACGUUUUCCAUAUCAUAAUAUAAUCUUGAUUAACUCUUUUUUUUUUU
Molecule: messenger RNA, 1247 nt
Organism: Cajanus cajan (pigeon pea)
Lineage: Eukaryota; Viridiplantae; Streptophyta; Magnoliopsida; Fabales; Fabaceae
Product: cysteine protease XCP2
Biological process (GO): proteolysis
Molecular function (GO): cysteine-type peptidase activity
Source: RefSeq, a predicted model, not a curated record